CCACCACUCUAUUACUCCAACCCCCAAAAACAGCCUCUCUCCCACCAUGAGGCUCUCCUUUGCUCUCAUCCUCGUCUUCCUAUCCUUUCUCACCGCAGUCUGCGCUUGGACAAAGGAGGAUUAUGAGAUCUUUGACCUCGUGAGCGAUUUGGAGGCUGCUGAGGGCAAAGGAACAACGUUUUACUCCCAUCUCAACGUUGAUCCCGGUGCCACUACCCAGCAAAUUACCAAAGCCUAUCGCAAAAAGUCACUUGAGCUUCAUCCAGAUAAAAACAUUGGUGUGAAAGAUAUUGAAAAACGGUUUGCAAGGCUCGGGGUGAUUGCGCAAAUUUUGAGAUCCCCUGAGCAGAGAGAAAGGUACAAUUUCUUCUAUAAAAACGGUGUACCUCGGUGGAGAGGUACUGGAUACUACUACAAUCGCUUCCGACCCACUCUCUUCCACACCCUCCUCUUCCUCAUUCUUUUGACAAACCUCUUUCACCGUCUCGUUCUGUCCCUCAACUACAACAAACAUCUUCGUCGCAUCGCGUACUUUGAAAAUGCGGCCAAAUCCGCGGCUGGCGUGCUCGGACCCGGUGGAGUUAGCGCGCAAAACGAAAAGAUUGUCCUGAAUACCAAUGUGACGCAGCCUGGAAGAAGGAGGAAGGUUAAAGUUCCAAUGGUGGAAGGGAACGAAAGUGUUGGGACCCUGGAACUUAUAGUUAGUGGCAAUGAAGUAUAUUUGCCCCAUGAAGGCGGUGCACUCACCCCAAUCUCGUCACUUGCUCGUCCUCCUUCGUUCGCCCAGACGUGGUUUCCUUCCCUCAUUCUUUCAUCAGCCAGACGUCUGGCCGCGAAUCUACCAUCCAACAUCCAAUCCUCUCUUCCUGCUGUCCUUCGGUCGCUUGACGAAGAAAUGGUGGUAGUCGAGAGCAGCAGUGAAGAAGAUGGUGAAGAAGGCUCCGCACUCGACACACCCACACAGGUCAGAAAUACUUCUCGCAAAGCCUUGCAAAAGGGUAGGAAUUCACGGAGCGUGUCGAAAGAUUCUCCAGCUGUCUCAGAGCUGGAGAGUGACGCGGACUUCUUAGAGAGAACAUCCAAUGGAAAGAAAAAGAAACCUGGGCCUGGUAAGGCUUCAGCGAUGCGGAAGCGGAAAAUGGCGCUCAAGAAAUAGGCUAACCACUAGCUCUCAUGCGGUCCACUU
Molecule: messenger RNA, 1186 nt
Organism: Cryptococcus deneoformans JEC21
Lineage: Eukaryota; Fungi; Basidiomycota; Tremellomycetes; Tremellales; Cryptococcaceae
Product: endoplasmic reticulum protein, putative
Exons: 5
Coding region: 47-1156 (369 amino acids)
Cellular component (GO): endomembrane system
Source: RefSeq, a predicted model, not a curated record